AUGCUCAAACCAACAUCCCUAUCGUUGGUAUUAAUGGUUAUUUUGGCCAUCCUUUCGGUUUUUGUUGGAGCAGACGAAGUUACACAUAAAUAUGAAGUUGGAGAUAAUGUUGUUUUGUGGGCAAAUCACGUAGGACCACAUUACAAUCCUUUGGAAACAUAUCCUUAUUAUGAAUCACAUGUUCCUGUCUGUAAACCAAAUGAUCCUACACAUGGAGAUUUUAAAUUGGAAUAUAAAUCACUUUCUCUCGGAGAAGCUUUACAAGGACAAGAUCUUGUUAAAGUUUACGGAAUUGAAACAAUUUUCAGAAAGAAUACACCAAUCACUCGUUUAUGUAAAUUGCCAAUCACUAAGAAGGAAAUUGAUCAAUAUAUUUAUGCAAUUGAUAAUCAAUAUUGGUAUCAAUAUUACUUGGAUGAUCUUCCAAUGUGGGCCAUGAUUGGAGGUUACGCCUUGUCAAAGAAGGGAGAUACUGUAGAAAAAGUACCUUUUGUUUAUACACAUCAAAUCUUUAAUUUGGAAUGGAAUGAGGAUCGUAUUGUUAGUGUAAAUUUAACUUCUAGUAGAAGAAAGCCUCUUUUGGAUAACACACAAGAAAUUACUUUCACUUACGAAGUUAAUUGGAAUAAUAAUCCUAAUAUUAAUUUUGAGAAACGUUUUGAUCUCUACCUUGAACUCAACUUUUUCCAACACAAGAUUCACUGGUUCUCAAUCAUUAAUAGUUUCAUGAUGGUUUUAUUCUUGAGUGCUGUAGUUUUUAUGAUUUUAAUCAGAACUCUCUACAAAGAUCUAGCUGCUCUUGAAAAACAUGCCAAAUCUAAAACUGGUGGAGAUAUGGAAAUUGGAACAGAAAAUGAUAGUGAGUUUGAUAUUAUUGGAAGUGGAGACUCUUCUGAUAGUGGUCCUUGGAAAAUGUUACAUGGUGAUGUAUUCCGUAAGCCAGCAAACCUUACAUUAUUCUGUGCAAUUCUUGGUACUGGUCUUCAAUUAUUAUUCUUGGCAUUUUAUUUGAUUCUUCUCUCUAUUAUCAAUACUUGGUAUGAUACUCGUGGAGCUUUGUUGAGAGCUUUCAUUUUCACAUACUGUAUUACAAGCUUUGUUGGUGGUUAUUUCAGUGGACAUUUCUACCUCAAAUGGAAGGGAACUGGAGAUAGAUGGAUUAGAACAGCUCUCUGGACAGCUUGUAUUUUCCCAUUCACUGUAUUUAUUACAUCCAUAUUAUUGAAUUUCUUGGCUAUUUCAUAUAAUGCUUUGAUUGCCAUGCCAUUCACUACCAUGCUUACUGUUUUUGUUAUGUGGUUGUUCAUUACUCUUCCACUAACAUUUAUUGGUACAAUCUUUGGCAGAAACUUCCCUUCAAAGAAUGUUGGUAAAUCAAGUCAAUUCCCAUGCCAAGUCAAUCAAUUCCCAAGACCAAUUCCAACUAAGCCAUGGUAUUUCAGAACAUUUAGCAUGUUUAUUUUUGCUGGUAUUUUACCAUUCGGAAGUAUCUUUAUUGAACUCUAUUUCGUAUUUACUUCAUUCUGGAAUUACAAGUUUUACUAUGUUUAUGGAUUCCUUUUAUUGGUAUUUGCAAUUCUAGUUGUAGUUAUUGGUUGUGUUUCAGUUGUUACAACAUUCUUCCUUUUGAAUAGUGAAGAUUGGAGAUGGGUGUGGCACUCAAUGAUUGUUGGUUUCAGUACUUCAUUCUACAUUUUCCUCUACUCAAUUUACUUCUUUAAUACCAAGACAAGAAUGAGAGGCUUCUUCCAGAUAGUUUUCUACUAUGGUAUUACGUUCAUGUUUUGUGUGGGUAUGGCAUUCCUGUGUGGUGCUAUUGCCUUCUCUGCCACCUAUGUCUUUGUUAAACGAAUUUACAAGGACAUUAAAGUUGAUUAA
Messenger RNA from Naegleria gruberi, 1878 nucleotides. RefSeq lists its product as uncharacterized. NCBI's taxonomy places the organism in Eukaryota, Heterolobosea, Eutetramitea, Acrasida, Naegleriidae. The record is from RefSeq and is a predicted model, not a curated record. The coding region runs from base 1 to 1878 and encodes 625 amino acids. Gene Ontology annotation, biological process: protein localization to membrane. The transcript is spliced from 4 exons. Gene Ontology annotation, cellular component: membrane.